Molecule: messenger RNA, 7566 nt
Organism: Carassius carassius (crucian carp)
Lineage: Eukaryota; Metazoa; Chordata; Actinopteri; Cypriniformes; Cyprinidae
Product: low-density lipoprotein receptor-related protein 2-like
Exons: 39
Coding region: 106-7566 (2486 amino acids)
Molecular function (GO): calcium ion binding; protein binding
Source: RefSeq, a predicted model, not a curated record
GACGGGGGCUGCGGCAGCAAUCAGUGGCAGUGUGAUGAUGGAGUGUGUGUGUCACACAGAUGGCGCUGUGACGGUGUCAGUGACUGCCAGGAUGGAUCUGAUGAGAUGGACUGCAUAUGUCAGCCUGGAGAUUUGGAGUGCGCGGAUGGCUCCGGGUGUGUGAUUGGGUCUGGUGUUUGUGACGGGCGUCCCCAGUGUCCCGAUGCUUCAGAUGAGUGGGACUGCAGCAGGCGUUUGGGGUGUCUGUCAGGUGACUGGAAGUGCAGGAACAACAUUUGCAUCCCACAAAAUCUUCUCUGCAAUGACGUCAAUGACUGCGGUGACAACUCUGAUGAAGAAUCCUGUGGUUCCUGUGGGAAGAUGAGCAUCCGCUGUCCUGAUGGCACAUGUCUAACCUCGAGACUGAGGUGUGACGGAGUUGCUCAAUGCUCUGAUAAGAGAGAUGAGCCUGUAACAUGUGGUAAAAGUUGUCAUUAUGGGAAUGGCGGCUGUAGUCAUACUUGCAUUGACCAGCUUUGGGGAGCUUUGUGCACUUGUCCCACUGGAAUGACCCUUUCUUCAAAUGGACUUGAUUGUGAAGAUGUCAAUGAGUGUGCCCAGUCUUUUGGACCUUGUAUGCACUUGUGCACAAACACACCCGGGUCUUUUCAGUGUCUGUGCCAGAAUGGUUUCAAAGCUCUUGACAAUGGCUCUUGUGAAGCUCAAGGAGUCGUGACAAAGAUCUUGACCUCCAGGAAGGGGUUGAUUGGUUUAGUGAAUGUGAAGACCAGAGUCUACGAGCCGCUCUUUACAAGCGGGAGUGACCCUGUAGCCAUGACCUACGAUAUUCAGAGAAACUUCAUCUACUGGGCUGAUAAAGAUGGGAAUAUCUACAAGGCUUUUAAACGGAGGAGCACAAUUCUUUAUUCAGGGCAGUCUGGUUUGCACAGUCUAGCCAUCGACUGGCUUACUGGACAGCUGUACUGGACGAGUGUUACCCAGAAAGCCAUUCUCACAGGUGCAGCUGAUGGCAGUGCUGUAGGCAUGGUCAUGUCCAAAGAAAUGGACCCGAGAGAGAUGGUCCUCAGCCCGACUGAGAGUUUCAUAUUUUGGAUUAAUAAAGGAGCGAAUGACGAGCUGACCAUCGAGAGGGCGGAGAUGGACGGUUUGAAUCGGACUACACUGGUUUUCAUUACUGCGCAGCUCCCGAGGAGUCUGACGAUGGAUGUGGCGGCACGCCGGCUGUAUUGGAUCAGUGUUUACAAAGCGUCAAUUGAGAGCGUCAGGACAGACGGCUCGGGACUGCACACCUUCUGGGGUUUCUUUCAAGGCCGUCCUGCUCAGACCCUGGCCGUGUUUAACGGCUGGUUUUACUGGGCCGAUGAGAAAAAGCUCUCGCAGGCUUCUCAAAGUAUGCCUGCUGACACACAAAAUGGUUUCAUCUUAAAAGCCUCGCUUCCUCUCUUGAACAUCUACCAUGCUCUUCAGCAACCCCGAGGUUUUGCUCCAUGUAAAGACUCGGGCUGCCGGCUGUGUUUGCCCUCCAAGAAAAGUGCUGCUGGAUUCACCUGUCUGUGUCCUGAGGGAGCGCUGCCCAUGUCUUGGGGAUCUUGUGAAAAUUUUAAGGUCGCCUAUGCAACAGCCACGGCUAUUUACAGUUUGGAGUUUGCAGGAAAGAUUCCUGUGAAAACUGAACUCUUUACUUCAGAUGAAGACAUCCAGUCCUUUGACAUGUACUGGCGGAGAGGAUGUGUGGUUUGGUCUAAUGGGACGGGCCAUGUGAAGACGAACAUACAGUCUCAGGACUUAUCGGAGUACAUCCUGACAUUAAAACCUGCCUGCCUCGUCAGAGUUGACCAGAGGACUGGGAAUCUGUAUUGGCUGGACUGCGAUGAACUUUCCAUUGGCGUUUCUACCAUUGGCCCUCUCGACCAAAGUAUCUCCAGACAGCUGUAUCAAGCCAGAACCGCAAUCCUAGACCUCUUUGUGGACUGGCAGAGAGGAAAGCUGUACUGGCUGGAGGGAGGUCAGAUCAUGAGGAUGAAACUGGGUCUGAUUGGUGGAAAUGCCGAAACUGCCUUCAGCUUUGAGGAGGAUGGGGUCAAAACCGUUGUGUUUGACCGUAAAGCGAAUGGCUUCCUUUGGAACAUGGAGUCUUACUUGCAGGUUAUGAGUCUACUGAAGAUGAGAAGGUACUCUGCUGGUAAAGACUGGGUCGUUCCUGGCUCCCUCAUGGCUGCUUAUGAACCCUACACGGUGACCUUGUUCAAUAACAUCCUGACUGUGUGGAAUCGCAAAGAUGGAGCUCGCGUCUCAGGGGUGGCGGUAGAGAAUGGAGUUAUUAGCUUAUCUGUUGCCCUCAGGGAAGUCCAACAAGAUACAACAACUGAAGAUGUGCGUCCUACUGAGGUGACUUGCCAAAGUCCCCAAGUCACUUGUCAAGGAUCAGCCGUGUGUAUCAGCCGAUCUCAGCGCUGUGAUGGGAACAGAGACUGUCCGGAUGGAUCUGAUGAGGCCUCGUGUGUGCACAUGUGUGCAAAGACAGAUGACUUCCUGUGUAAGGACAGGAGGAAGUGUGUGGAGAGGAAUCUGGUGUGUGACGGCCGCUCUCACUGCACUGACGGGUCAGAUGAGACGGGAUGUCCCACCACAGCUCCUGAAACCGUCUCCACACCAUUCAGGUGUCGCGUGGGCUCUAAACCCUGUGAGGACGGCCGUGAGUGUGUGCUGUACAGUCAUGUGUGUGAUGGAGAGAUGGACUGUAAAGAUGGAUCUGAUGAACACGACUGUGAAUAUCGCUGUAAAGCAGAUCAGUUCCAGUGCGCUCAUGGGAGGAUGUGUAACGACAGAAAGCAGGUGUGUGACGGCACACCUCAGUGUCAGGAUCGCUCUGAUGAACUGGACUGUUUCAGUCGCUCACACGAAUGCAAACAUCAGUGUGAUAAUAAAACUCGCUGCAUCCCAGAGAGCUUCCUCUGUGACGGAGAGAAAGACUGUGUGGACGCCACCGAUGAAGACAACUGUGCUGAGAUUAAAAGAGGGCAUAUCAAUUUGUUGAAACUGGACAAAGACAAGUCAGGUUUGCAGCCUCCAGCUCCAGUCUGUAGAAGUCCAUCCAUGAUGUGUCCAGGAACAUCACUGUGCGUUUCCCAGAUCCGGCUGUGCGAUGGGAAGAAGGACUGCCCGGAUGGUUCUGAUGAAGUUUCAUGUGUAGACACUUGUUCAAAACCUGGUGACUUCCUGUGUAAGGACAGAAGGAAGUGUAUUGAUGGGAAUCUGGUGUGUGACGGCCGCUCUCACUGCAUUGAUGGCUCUGAUGAGGUGGCUUGUUACAUGGCGGCUAGAACCUCAACUACAGCGCUAUUAAAGUGUCGCGUGGGCUCUAAACCCUGUGAGGACGGCCUUGAGUGUGUGCUGCUCAGUCAUGUGUGUGAUGGAGAGAUGGACUGUAAAGAUGGAUCAGAUGAACACGACUGUGGUCGUCAGUGCCAGCCUGGGCAGUUCCAGUGCACUUCUGGAGCGAGGUGUGUUGAAAUCAAUCAGGUGUGUGAUAGGACUCCUCAGUGUCUGGAUAAGUCUGAUGAAGCAGGAUGCUGGAAACCCUCAAGGAGCUGCAGCAUGCGUUGUGACCGGGACAAUCACUGUAUUCCUGAAGUCUUCAUCUGCAACUGGAUUAGGGACUGUCGAGAUGGCACUGAUGAAGCCGACUGUGCUGUAUCCAGACCAGCUCAGACCAGCUGUAAGAGUCCCUCUGUCUUGUGUCCCGGGACGUCAGUGUGUGUGUGUCUCAGGCUCAGCUGUGUGACGGCACAAGAGACUGUCCCGAUGGAUCUGAUGAAGCUUCUUGACAGGAGGAAGUGUAUUAAUGGAGCUCUGGUGUGUGACGGCCGCUCUCAUUGUGCUGAUGGUUCAAAUGAGCUGCGAUGUCCUAGCAUAGCGACUGAAACCACAAGCGCAGCAUCCUUCAAGUGUCGUGUGGGCUCUAAACCCUAUGAGGACGGCCGGAUGUUUCAGUGUAUUCAGGGGAAGAAGUGUAUUGACUUCCGACAGGUGUGUGAUGGGACUCCUCAGUGUCCGGAUCACUCGGAUGAAGCAGGAUGCUGGAAACCCACCAAGAGCUGCAGCAUCCGCUGCGAUGGGAACAGCCGCUGUGUCCCAGAGGUGUUCGUCUGUAACGGGAUGAGGGACUGCUGGGAUGGCUCCGAUGAGGCCGACUGUGCAAUGCCUACUCCACCAUCACCUUGUAAAAUCCCUUACGUGGCUUGUCAAGGGACGUCGCUGUGUAUCCUGCAGCGCUAUCUGUGCGACGGGAGAAAAGACUGUCCUGAUGGAUCUGAUGAGAGACCGUGUCUUCGCAACUGCCCAUACCGCAGUGAAUUCAUGUGUAAAGACAGGACGAAGUGUAUUGAGAGGAAUCUGGUGUGUGACGGCCGCUCGCACUGCAUUGACGGGUCAGAUGAGACGGGAUGUCCCACAGCAGAGACUACAUCCUCAACCAAGUGUCGUGUGGGCUCUAAACCCUGUGAGGACGGCCGUGAGUGUGUGCUGUACAGUCAUGUGUGUGAUGGAGAGAUGGACUGUAAAGAUGGAUCUGAUGAACACGACUGUGAAUAUCAGUGUAAAGCAGAUCAGUUCCAGUGCGCUCAUGGGAGGAUGUGUAUCGACAGAAAGCAGGUGUGUGACGGCACACCUCAGUGUCAGGAUCGCUCUGAUGAACUGGACUGUUUCAGUCGCUCACACGAAUGCAAACAUCAGUGUGAUAAUAAAACUCGCUGCAUCCCAGAGAGCUUCCUCUGUGACAGAGAGAAAGACUGUGUGGACGCCACCGAUGAAGACAACUGUGCUCCUAUUACUGGCCCAUCCGUCACAGACCAGCCAGUCUGCAUUAGCCCUUCUGUAUUUUGUCAUGAAACCUCAAAAUGCAUCUCACAGUCCCUGAUGUGUGAUGGAAAGACGGACUGUCCCAGUGGAGCUGAUGAGCAGUUUUGCAUAUAUUCAUGUCCAGAUCCAGGCCAGUUUCUGUGCAAGGACAGACGGAAGUGUGUUGAGAGCUCUCUGGUGUGUGACGGUCAUCCACACUGCGCUGACGGCUCGGAUGAGAAACAGUGCCCCGUCUGUGCCAUGCUUUGUGAUCAGAAGAGUGUUUGCCUGACGAGUCAGCAGAUCUGUGACUGCCAGUUCCAGUGCACUCAUGGCAGGAAGUGUAUAGACAUGAAGCUUGUGUGUGACGGCACACCUCAGUGUCAGGACCGAUCCGAUGAAAUCGACUGCAUGAAGCUCUCAGAGGAGUGCAGGCACCCGUGUGACAAUAAGACCCGCUGCGUUCCUGAAACCUUCCUCUUUGUAGAGCCCUGUUCUGGAGAGCGGUUCCAGUGCAGUAGCGGUCAGUGUGUGGCGCUGGCUCUCCGCUGUGAUGGGUACACUGACUGUCGUGAUCACUCGGAUGAGAAGGGCUGUCCUCAGCCCCCACACUGUCCUGUGGAGCAGCGCUGCCCCAACACACACGAGUGUCUGCUGAAAGAAUGGCUCUGUGAUGGAGACCAGGACUGCAGUGAUGGGUCUGAUGAGAGGGUGAGGAACCACACUGAGGAACCCAGUCUUUUGGUCUCUGAACAAAAUGAGCUGUUAAAAUUGGGUCUGCGGAGCUCCAGCAUUCAGGCCCUCACUACAGCGGGACGCAAGCCCAUCUUCUCUCUGGACUACGACCUGAAAGAGCAGAGGGUGUACUGGGUCAGCCUGGAGGAAGAGCGCAUCAAAUAUGCCUUCCACGGAGAAAAGGACAACAUUCAAACUAUCAUCAAAGAUGUGAAGUCGGACUCCAUUGCUAUCGACUGGAUGGGAAGGAACCUUUACUGGGUGGAUGGUGUUGCUGGGCAGAUUCUAGCUGUGAGAUUGACCAAUAGUAUUGUACAGCCCCAAAACUACAUAGUAGUUGUGGAACAGGAUUUGCAUCAGCCUCGUUCGCUUGUGCUGCUGCCUCAGAAAGGGGUAAUGUUCUGGUCAGAGAUCGGAGGUCAGGCACAGAUCGAGCGCUCUAGCAUGGACGGCUCAGACAGGAAAGUGGUGGUCAGCCGCGGUCUCGAGCAGCCUGUUAGCGUGACUGUGGACACACUGACUGACAGACUAUACUGGACUGAAGAGAAGCUCAGAUGUAUAGGCUCAGCGACGCUGGAUGGAGAAAACAUAAGGUUGCUACAGCUGUCUGAGAUGCCUAGUCCCUUCUCUGUGGCGGUGUUCAAUGACAUGGUCUACUGGUCCGACACGCACAGAAGAUCCGUUCAAGGUGCCAAUAAACUGACUGGCAAGAACCGGCAAGUUCUUCUCAAGAGACCCGGCCAGCCCUUCGACCUCAAAGUUGUGCAAGCUGUUUUGCAGCCCAAUGUGUCCGGCCCGUGUGAGAAGCUCGGGUGCUCUCACGUGUGUUUGCUGGCUCCGGGGCUCAGAGCGGUGUGUCGCUGCCCUGUGGGGCUUCUCUUAACCUCAGACGGAUUCAGCUGCACCCCACCUGUCGAUUCCUCCUCUCCUUUCCUUCUGUUACUGUCUCCUACCGUGAUUACACAGGUCUUCACUAAGGGACUUGAGGCAGAGUUUGGACUGAAGACGUGGCCGGAGCACCGUGCUCUGGCUCUGCCGGCUGUGAAUGAAGCUUCAGACUUCGAUCUGCUCCUCGAGGACCGCACCGUCUCUGUAGCUGACGCCGGACGAGGAUCUGUAGCUCAGCUCAAACUCAGCAGCUCUGGGUUCACACCCAUCGGUCACGUACUUCAGCUCAAAGGGGACCUGGUGACCGCUCUGGCUGUGGACUGGGUCACCCGAAACCUUUACUGGAGCAGCGUCAAAAGCCCCCAGCUUUACGUCACGUCCCCCGAAGGGAAAUACACCAGCCUGCUGCUGCAAGCUGAGCUGGAGGGAAGGAUCUCCAUCGCCCUGCACCCUCCCACGGGCCGCCUGUGCUUCACCGCAGUGGGACGGAGGGGACCCCAAUCUUUGCCUCAGGUGGACUGCGCUCACAUGGACGGGAGCAAUCGCACGCUGCUGUGGAGCAAAGCAAAGAUGCCGGUUUCACUUGCCUUUUCUGAGAAAGGAACUACACUGUAUUGGGCAGAUAUUGGAAAUGAACUGAUCGGCUCUAUUAAUAUGGAUGGCUCGAAUUAUAAGGCGUUCCUCACUGGGUGUGCCUUCAUGGUGUCUUUAGCCUGUGUUGAGAACAUCUUCUUCUGGGUCACACUGGACAACGGUUCAGCUGAAGUGUGGUACACGGAUGGCUUCCAGCCCAAACACAUGUGGUUUGAGGUGAAGACAAACAUCAUAGAGCUGAAGGCUUACAGCAGCUCCAGUCAGAAAGGAACCAAUGUCUGUUCUGAACACAACGGGGGCUGCAGUCACCUGUGUCUGCCGUAUCCAGGUGGACGCUCCUGUCGCUGUGCGCAGAACUACCUCUCUGUCAACAAAACCAAAUGUGUUUCCAGCCUCAAGUGUCCCGUGGGCAGUAAAGCGUGCAGAGACGGCCUCUCGUGCAUCCCUGCAGCCAAGAUCUGUGACCAGAUCCCAGACUGUCAGGACGGCUCGGAUGAAGAGUGUGAGUGA